AAUUCCACAAUCAUCGUGGUCCCAUCGAGACAUCAAGCUUUUGGUUUGAAGAAAUACUUUAAAUCCAAACAGCAAUGGAAACCAGCACCAUUCUAAAGGAGCAGGAGAGCAUCGCCAAGACCAUCGAAAGGCUGCGGACGAACUUCAAGAAGGAUGGCCCUAGCAAAUGGAAAGCGCCUUACCUUGAAAACAAGGUUAAGGAGCUCAACUCAUAUUGGAGGCAGUUCGUGACCAACAAUGCGACUCUCACAUCUCAGCUCCCGGGAAGUCAUCCUUAUAUCCUGCAUAAUUUAUACCAAGAAACCAAAACGGUUUACGAGGAUUUUAUGCAAAAAAUCAAAAACUGCCCUGAGUUUGAGAAAGACUCUAACUCAGAGUCGGACGAUACUCCACCAACAGAUGCGGGGUUACUUCGACCAUCGAAACUUUCCAGUACUACGGAAAGUGUGACAGUGACGUCUGAAUCUUCAUCUGACGUCAUCUUCAUCCCAACAACAACAACACCAGUAGUUACACAGGCCGUGUACACUGGGACAAUUCCACGUCAAUACGACAAGGUUGCGACAACCAGCAACAACGCAGUUACUACUACUAUUUCCAGAUGGAAUCAACCCAUCACCACGACUGAGCAUCCGCUCAAUACAACUACGCCAACUUGGAAUCCAUCUUCUACAACAACAGGGGUGAACAAUUUUCCGAACAACCCUCCAUUUUUGGGAAACUUCAAUACCUGGCCAUCUUGGGCUUCAUAUGGUGUACAGCCAGUCACAUCAAUCUACAAUCCAGGGCAAUAUCUGCCACCUUACGGGCAAUAUGGUGGACAACAAGGCCAUCUCCCGGCUUGGCAAAAAACCCAUUUGCCAAAACUCCCACCAGUUCAAAUUCCAAAGUUUAACGGAAUUUAUAAGGAUUGGUAUAAGUUUUAUGAUGUCUUCAAAAGCGUCAUACACGACAACUAUAAUCUGGGGAACGUGACCAAAUUUCAAUAUCUUCUCUCUUACUUGGAGGGGGAGGCUGCAACCUUGGUUUCAACACUUCGGCUUAGCGACACGAACUACAUCGCCGCUCUAGAAAUACUGGAGGAACGCUACAAGAAUCCCCGACGCAUUAUUACUUCUUACUUGGACAUCGUCGUCGACCAUAAAAAGUUGGAGCAUCGCGUAGCAGAGGACCUUUCAUCUCUUCAUGGUGCCAUUCGGGAAUGUCUGACUGGACUAGCUAACAUGGGCUACAAAACCAAUGAAUGGGACGCUAUAAUAGUGCACAUCGCCAUGAAGAAGCUGGACAACGAAACACAGCGUCUCUUUGAUGAAAGUUUGGAUUCCGCAAAAAUAAUGCCAACAUUAAAGGUAUUAUUGGAGUUCUUGAUGAAACGCCACCAUAAUCUGUUGAAUUUCAACAAGGGCAAGAAAUCAGCUAAGCCAGAGGCAGCUACAAGUUCAACCAACAAGAAAACCUUCCACUCCACAGUUCAGUCGUGUGGUAUGUGCAAAGAACAACAUUCAAUAACUAAAUGUGACAAAUUCAAGGCCCUCAGCACAUUCAACCGGAAGAAAACGGCGGAUAAGCUAAGUCUCUGCUUAAAUUGCCUCAUGCAUAAACGUACCGAGAAAUGCUUCAGCAAGAAAACAUGCUACGAAUGCCAAAAACCACACCACACUCUUCUCCACUUUAAGAAGGAGGCAGAGGAGAAUGAGCAGUCCAAUAAUACAAACGAAACUGCUUCCGACACAGACACAUCAAAUGACGAAGAGGUCAAAUCCCUUGCAAUCCGCAAGGAACACACUGUCAUGUUAGCGACAGCGCUCGUGAAAGUGAAAUCAACAUCUGGGCGGACGGAGUUACUGAGAGCUCUUGUGGAUCCUGGAUCACAAGCAAGUUUCAUCACCGAAGAUGCCGCUCAGAGUCUUCAACUUAGGAAGAACCGAAUCAACACUACAAUCUCUGGAAUAGGAAAAACAACAGCUGGCUCAUCCCGUUACAAAGUCCAGCUUAUCAUGGGUCCAAGAUUUCCGUCAUCUUUUGCGAUGGAGAUUUCCGCCUUCGUGCUACCGAAAAUCACCAAUUCUUUGCCAGAAAAGGCAAUACAACUACAAAGCGAAGAUAAUCACGACAACAAAAUUCUUGCUGAUCCGACUUACAUGACGCCCGGCCCAAUUGAUCUACUUUUAGGGGCUGACGUGUACACAUAUAUCGUGGAGAAUGACUUGAGGAAAGUCAAAGACGGACAGCUCACUAUGCAAAAUACCAAACUUGGGUGGACCUUGAUUGGGAAAACAUCGACCACACCAGACUCUCCACGAGUAAUAAGCAUGAUCUCUGUUAUCAAAUGGGAUCAACCACUAGACCAACCUUGGGAUAUAAAUGACGACACACCCAAGAAGGCAACUGCUGUGACUGCAGAACAACGGGCCACUACUGAUAGAAAUGCCUUAGAGUUCCGCCCCCCCGCAAGACCCCACUUUGGGGGAUUCUCUAAAAUUGAUGUAAAAUCACACUCGGAUCCAGAUGGAAUAAUCCAAGUGGCGACCGGGAAGUUCAGAGGAUAUAAGAAGGAUCGACCAGUCCAUAAGCUCUGCCAAUUUUCUACGAACGUCCAUGAUCAAGAUUCCGAUCUUUCCACUCGUAACAAGGAUUUACCUUCAGGAUCUGAAACUGAAAAGGCCAACUCGACAGAUGCUCCAGCCAAUAUCAAAAUGUCAAAGAGGCUCAGGAGAAAGAAGACAUCUUCAAUGGUUUCUAACCUAAAGAAAAUUACAAAAGUUGCUCCUUGCAGAUGGACAACAUCAAUACUUCAUGCUGUACUCAUGAUCUUCAUGCUGUUCAGCACUAUUUUAGCUACGUCUAACAACCCUGACAAACCCAACAUCGAAGUUUUUAUUCCAGAACCGGGACUUUACAUUGAGAAGAUGGGGAUUGCACGUCUACAACGUGGGAAUCUUCAAGUGGAAAUCACAUAUACAACAGCUGAAUCUCAAAGAGAUCAGGAACUAAUCAACGCAAUCUGGGACAAGAUGUCAUUGGCCUGCAAAACAGCAAGCGAAGCCGUGUCGGACGCUGAUACUACUUGCACACAUAACAUCAAUCACCUCCAACAUAAGAGGGAUUAUUUACUUGAGGAAAUCAACCGUAUAUCAGAAAAACAAGGUGUACGCAAAAAACGUGGAUUACUUGGCCAAGCAGUGACAUAUCUCUUUGGGGUUAAUGAUCAAGUAUAUGCAAGCAUUGAUCAACUCAAGGAGAGACAGGAAGACACACAGAAGCUGAUCAAGCAACAAUCAUUGAUGCUGAGUACAAAGGUGGAUCUGUCCAACACCAUAAUAGAAAACAAACUUCGGAAAUUUGAUGAAAAAAUCAUGCAGAUCAACGAGGCCAUAGGUGAAAUGGCCAACUGGUAUGUUGGAAUAGACCACAACCGAGUGCGCAUUGACAUUUUAACCACCUACAUCAAUGCUGCUGACUGUUACGAGGAACUCGACAGGAAACUGACCAACAUUCAACUCGCGAAAGAUGGGAAGCUAGAUUUACAUAGCCUCGUCACGGGAAGAACCCUCCAAGACACUAUUCAAAGGACAUUGAGGCACAUCGGUCCAGACUUUGAUAUACCCCGAAGGCAACGAGAGCCAAGUGACUACAUCUUUCGGGACAGUGAACUUGUCAUCUUCGGGAAAUACCCCAUUCUCGAAAAGGAUGAGUUUCAUCUCAUUCACAUAACACCAAUUCCCAUAGCAGUGGAAAACGGCACAUUCAUCGUGUCAGAAAUAGAAGCAGACACAAUGGGAAUCGAUUUCAACAAACAGAUUUACUUCACAUUAGAGGAUGGACACAAUCAGUGUUCUCCUAUCGGUUCCGGGGAAUACUACUGUACACUAAGUCUCUUGCACAACAUGGAUCAGAACCCUAACUGCGUAAUCGACGAAAUAUAUCAUCGACACCCAAAAACCAAAUGUGAGAUGAUAGCCGUUCGCUUAGAGGGGACGUUGUGGAAGAGGUUAGCAAUGGAAAACACGUGGUUGUUCAUUGCUUCACAACCAACGUCCGUUGCAGUCAUCUGUAUGGGGCAUCGAGAAGAGAAGCUGCUGAAGAAUGCUGGAAUUCUCCGGAUUAAAGAAGGCUGCGUUAUCAAAACCAAGAGGCAAACCCUUCAUUCAACGAUAGAACACCAUAUGAAGGCUUCUGCUACAUACAUUAAGCCUUUAGAGUUUGCAGUCGUAGAGUCUUCCGGACUCAGAAAGAUCGCUAUAAUUGACCCGAAGCCAAUCAUCAAUGGGCAGAACUUAUUCCACCAAGCCAAAAAUGUGGAAGUGCCCGAACCACCAACAUACGGAGAAAUUAUAACCCAUCCAGCAGUGAGCAGUGGAUCCGUCUUGCUCAUCAUUGGUCUACUUUGUUGGAUAUCCCGGAAGCAGUGGAAAAGGCUCUGGAGCAAGUGCCACAAACCAAAGGAAACACUGGCCGAGAAGUUUGGAAAGCUGCGGAUUUCUCAACCAGCUCAUACUGCCCCCGGCCAGGAUGUUCAUACAUGA
Molecule: messenger RNA, 4526 nt
Organism: Phlebotomus papatasi
Lineage: Eukaryota; Metazoa; Arthropoda; Insecta; Diptera; Psychodidae
Exons: 1
Coding region: 75-4526 (1483 amino acids)
Source: RefSeq, a predicted model, not a curated record